CUAAGCAACUACGCAUUUCCAUCAGUCAUGGCAGAUUGCCAAAAGGAAGCUUGCAAUUUGCAAAAUUGCAUACAAAGACAUCAGUAUAAUCAAUCUAAAUGUGAAGAAUACGUUGAUUCUUUACUAAAAUGCUGCAACUCAUGGUACUCACAGAAGGGAAGUGAAAAUAAAGAACCACCUCAUUCAUGUCCUCAAUAUUCAAUUCUUUUACGCCAAAUGAAGGACCGACAUCUUCUAUGAAUUCACCGCUGAUUUGUUAAAAACCCACUUUACGUUACUACAUAUAAUAUUCGACAUACACAAAACAGUCAUUGAAAAUAUUUAUUGUAGAUAUCUAAAAAAUAAAACAAAGAGAAUUAAAGAUGUAAUAAAAU
Schizosaccharomyces cryophilus OY26 is the source of this 374-nucleotide messenger RNA. RefSeq lists its product as uncharacterized. The record is from RefSeq and is a predicted model, not a curated record. The transcript has a single exon. Lineage: Eukaryota; Fungi; Ascomycota; Schizosaccharomycetes; Schizosaccharomycetales; Schizosaccharomycetaceae. Bases 28 to 240 code for a protein of 70 amino acids. Gene Ontology annotation, cellular component: mitochondrial intermembrane space.